AUGGAAGGAAGUGGCCGGUUGAACCAGUUCAGAACCAGCCUCAAGUUUCUCUGCACCGCGGAAAACAUCCCUCAAAAGAUCGAGGUCGACCUGAGCAGUCUGGACAUUGGAGAGAGAAUGUUUCCAUUUCUCGCUGAAGCUUCUAAGCAAGGACAAGAGACCACCCCUGUUUGUAAGGUCGUUUCGACAGAAUUGAAAACAUCUCAACAAAACCCUGCUUCAGCAUAGUGAAGAAUGAGCAGUGCCAGAAACCGCACUUCAGGGGGGUUUGCCAAUUGCCAUUCAACAUGGAGAAUUCGUCCUUGGAGCGUAACCUGAUCCAUAUAUAUAUAUAUAUCUCCAGUCAAGUUGAUCAACAUCAUGCUUUCCCAGAGCUGUUCUUGUAAGCAAUGUGGAGUGAUAGCAGUUGCUGCAGAAUAUGAUUGAUCGAUCCAAGAAUGCAUACAUGCAAAAGACCCGACAGAGUACUCUUCUGCCCUCUUCUUUCGUGAUAUAUCUGAGC
Molecule: messenger RNA, 502 nt
Organism: Linum tenue
Lineage: Eukaryota; Viridiplantae; Streptophyta; Magnoliopsida; Malpighiales; Linaceae
Source: the annotation of a GenBank genome assembly